This is a messenger RNA of Dracunculus medinensis (Guinea worm), 300 nucleotides long. The record is from the annotation of a GenBank genome assembly. NCBI's taxonomy places the organism in Eukaryota, Metazoa, Nematoda, Chromadorea, Rhabditida, Dracunculidae.
AUGCCAAAAUAUUAUUGCGAUUACUGCGAUACUUUUCUAACUCACGAUUCACCAUCAGUACGGAAAACGCACAAUGGUGGUCGAAAACACAAGGAAAAUGUACGAAUGUUCUAUCAAAAGUGGAUGGAAGAGCAGGCGCAGAAGUUGGUUGAUGCAACUGCUCGAGCGUUUACUCAGGGGCGUAUUGUGCCUUCUGUAGGAGCUCCAGCAAUUCCGGGUGCUCCGAGAAUGCCAAUGGUCUUUUUCUUUUUUUUCCUUAAUAAUAUAGAAAAUGCAGACAGAAUCUUCUUUUUUUUCUAA